Molecule: messenger RNA, 1865 nt
Organism: Bradysia coprophila
Lineage: Eukaryota; Metazoa; Arthropoda; Insecta; Diptera; Sciaridae
Product: activating signal cointegrator 1
Biological process (GO): rescue of stalled cytosolic ribosome
Cellular component (GO): nucleus; RQC-trigger complex
Molecular function (GO): zinc ion binding
Source: RefSeq, a predicted model, not a curated record
ACGUUAAAUGUCACUUCACCGACAUUAUUGUCAACAGUUUUCGUUACGAUUUAUUGCUGUUUCUACCAAUAAUAAGAUAAAAUCUUUUCAAUUCAACAGUAGAAUUGGUUUCAUUCAAUAACUGUUGUAGUUUUUAUAUUACAUCGAUUUCGUAAAAUUGUGAAAUUUUGUUCUAAUCAGAUUCACGAACGAGUUAAAAAUGAACGAAAUGAACGAGUGGCUUCAUGAUUCCAUACUUGACUGUCUUGGAUUUCCCGUGCCCGAUGAAAUGAUACAGUUCAUUCAGACACUACGAGAAGCACAUGAAAUUGAUGACUAUUUCGGUACACUGCUAGACUUCAACGUUCCACAACACUGUGUGUUUUUGAAUGAUUUCAAGCAGCGCGUUUUGAAAAAGUCAACACCUCCGAAGGAAAACAGGCCACAGAAAAGGAAUCCGUUGGCAAUAAAAAAUCAGCCGAAUAAGAAGGCAGAAAAUGUAAAGGUUGAUAGACAGAAAGCCACACAGGAGAUUAAAUGUGAUAAACCAGUCGCAAUCAGCAACCAACCGCAAGGAGGAGUUAGAAAGAAAACCAAAUUUGUGAAUCUUUACACGAACGAUGGUCAGUUGCGAGACUCGACUAUUAUGUUGAAAGGUCGUCACUUGUGCAAUUGUCAGGCGUCCAAGCACAAGCUAAUCAACAAUUGUCUCAAAUGUGGCCGAAUCGUUUGCGAACAGGAAGGCAGUGGUCCGUGUCUAUUUUGUGGCAAUUUGGUGUGUUCCGAAGACGAACUUCGCAUUAUUGAACAGUCUGGCAAGAAAGGCGAUGGCUUGAAAAAGACUUUGAUGCAACAGCAGCGUCCCAAGGGAUGGGAAGAGGCGAUGGCAAUGAGAAACAAACUGCUGGAGUAUGAUCAGACCAGUGAAAAACGCACAACCGUCAUCGACGAUGAAUGCGACUAUUUCAAGUCCAAUUCGGUGUGGCUGUCGGAUAGCGAAAGAAAGAAAUUGAAAGAAUUGGAAGAGAAAAUGGAAGCUAAAAGGCACGCCAGCCGAAUGUCGAGAAAAGUGACGAUUGAUUUCAGCGGCAGGGAGGUUAUCGACGAGCCACAAUUGUCGUCAGAUUUUCAAGACGAAAUUCUGCGAGAAAUUGCUGAGUCGUGUUCGAUAAAUGCAAGCAUUAAUCAGAAUAUCGUUCGGAGCAAGGAUGGUGUCAAUACGGACGAAGUACAUCCAUUGUUGGAAUACCCAGCACCUAUUUUCGACAAAUCGAUCGUUUCUCAAUACUCCCGCAAUCCACAACAUUCCAAAUACGACGGAGUGUACAACCGCGUUCAAGACAAGGAAUUACUGGAAAUUUCCGACUUACGUAGCUGUAUGUCAAUGCAUCAGCCGUGGGCAUCACUUCUGGUAGCUGGAAUUAAAAAGCAUGAGGGCCGUCCAUGGUACACGGCUCACAGAGGAAGACUCUGGAUCGCGUCCACGGCAAAGCCAGUUGAUAUUGAAGAGGUUCGUCAUAUGGAACAAUUCUAUCGAUCCUAUUACAACGAUGAUUCCAUAGAAUUCCCCACUCAGUAUCCGUCCGGAUGCCUAUUGGGAUGCGUCCUGGUCCAAGAUUGCCUUCCCCAAGAGGAAUAUCGUAAAUUGCAUCCAACCGGUGAAUCGGAUAGUCCGUUCGUUUUCAUUUGCUCCGAACCGCAAGAGCUGCCGAUUCGUUUUCCAAUUAAAGGGAUGCACAAGAUUUACAAAAUGGAUCAGAAUAUUCAUACAGCUGCUGUGAAGUCGUUGCAAAGAGUGGCAAAGAUCCUUGCUGCUGAAGAGUGACCAGCAAAACAUUUUUGAUUGAUUUCAUUUGUUGAAUAAAAUUGAUUUUUCCAAGUUAAAA